AUGGCAGGCAUCACAGCCACCCAAACACUGCACAACGCCUCGAUCAGAGAUUUCAUGAUCCUAGAUGUGAACGAUUACAUCGGAGGCAGAGUAAAGCACACGACUUUCGGAAAUAAUGCCGCAACUGGUGAACCAUAUACCGUCGAGUUAGGCGCGAACUGGGUCCAAGGAUUAGGCUCAGAAGGAGGACCGGAAAAUCCCAUCUGGACGCUGGCGAAGAAGUGGGGAUUGCAGAACAAGUACUCGAAUUAUUCGUCGAUUCAGACGUAUGAUGAGAAUGGCGCUACGGAUUAUGCUGCCCGGCUGGAUGAUUACGAGAAUGCGUAUUCCACCGUUGAGCAAGAUGCCGGGACGAUCCUCACUCAGACCUAUCAAGAUCGGACUAUGAGGACGGGGUUGAGUAUCGCGGAUUGGAAACCGAAGAAGAAUAUGCAGAAACAAGCAGCAGAAUGGUGGGAGUUUGACUGGGAAUAUACUUAUUCUCCUGACCAGUCUAAGUAUCAGAACUACAACAAAACAUUUUACCAAUUCAGCGGGGAGAACAACUACGUCUUCGACCAACGGGGGUUUAACUACUUCAUCCAAGCCGAAGCAUCCACCUUCCUCACUCCCAACGAUACCCGUCUUCACCUCAACGCCAACAUAACAUCCGUUGCCUGGUCUUCCAACUCGGUAACCAUCACCACCGCUGAUGGCUCCUGCUUUCAAGCCGACUACGCAAUCUGCACCUUCAGCCUAGGCGUCCUCCAAAACGAAGCCGUAGAUUUCACACCGGCACUCCCAUAUUGGAAACAAGAAGGCAUUGAAAGUAUGCAAAUGGGAACAUACACCAAAAUCUUCCUUCAAUUCCCACCAUCCCCGGACGGUACAUUUUUCUGGGAAAAGGGCGCAGAUUCAAACACGCAAUUCUUCCUCUACGCCGAUCCCAUCGAGCGCGGCUGGUACCCCGUUUGGCAGUCACUCUCAGCACCCGGUUUCAUCCCCCGCUCGGGUAUCUUCUUCGUCACGGUGGUAUACGCACAAUCCUACCGCGCAGAACACCAAUCAGAUGAUGCGACUAAGGCAGAAGUCAUGGCUGCCUUGAGAAACAUGUUCGGGAACGAUAUCCCGGAGCCGCUAGAUUUUAUGUACCCAAGGUGGAGCAUAGAACCCUGGGCUUAUGGCAGUUAUUCGAAUUGGCCCCCCGGACUAAGUCUUGAAACACAUCAAAACCUUAGGGCGAAUGUGGAGAGGUUGUGGUUUGCGGGGGAGGCUACUAGUGUGGAGUAUUUUGGGUUUUUACAAGAAGAAUAA
This is a messenger RNA of Venustampulla echinocandica, 1293 nucleotides long. Its product is annotated as Amine oxidase. Bases 1 to 1293 code for a protein of 430 amino acids. The record is from RefSeq and is a predicted model, not a curated record. The transcript is spliced from 3 exons. NCBI's taxonomy places the organism in Eukaryota, Fungi, Ascomycota, Leotiomycetes, Helotiales, Pleuroascaceae. Gene Ontology annotation, molecular function: oxidoreductase activity.